GUUGCGCUGGUCAUGCAACGAAGACUUCACGGUGUAGAAACAGCGAGAUGAAGAGCGGCAUUAGUCCGGCAUCAUGUGCCCCAGGCUCCCAAGGACCGCCUGCUUUCUACGACUCACUAUCCUCUGCAUCAUUCUAUCACAAACAUCAGCUUAUUUCGGGUUGAUAGGCAGGGAGUUUCUGCCGGCUCCCAUACCCAGCGAUGCCCAGUCGGAUAAAGCGCACUUUAAGCAGUGUGAACAGCUGGCACUGAACCGUCGCCAGAAGCGUCUUUGUCGGCGGGACCCGGGCUUGGCCGAAACUUUGCGGGAGUCCGUACGCCUCAGCCUGCUGGAGUGUCGGUACCAGUUCAGAAACGAGAGGUGGAACUGUAGCCUGGACGGCCGUGGCAGCCUGAUAAAGCGAGGCUUUAAGGAGACGGCAUUCCUGCUGGCCAUCUCGUCGGCAGCGCUGUCCCAUGCGCUGGCCAAGGCGUGCAGCUCGGGCCGCAUGGAGCGCUGCACGUGUGACGACUCACCGGAGCUGCAGCACCGCGAGGCUUGGAAAUGGGGCAUAUGUGGGGACAACCUCAAGUACAGCACCAAGCUCCUCAAGAACUUCCUGGGCAGCAAGCGGGUCAGCAAGGACCUGAGGGCUCAGAUCGACUCCCACAACGUUAACGUGGGCAUUCGUGCGGUCAAGAGCGGCUUGAAGACCACGUGCAAGUGCCAUGGCGUGUCGGGCUCGUGUGCCGUGCGCACCUGCUGGAAGCAGCUCUCCUCGUUCCACGACACCGGCCGGCUGCUCAAGUUCCGCUACGACUCCGCCGUGCGCGUGUACAGUGCCACCAAUGAUGCCACGGGGGAGACGCAGCUGGCGGGGGCCCGUCGCCACAGCAACGGUCCUCGCCCCACCGACCUGGUCUACCUAGAGGAUUCGCCCAGCUUCUGCCGUCCGUCCCGUUACUCUCCUGGGACUGCGGGACGUCCCUGUGCCAAGGACACCAGCUGCCAAAGCUUGUGCUGUGGGCGUGGCUACAACACGGCCCUGCGGCUCACCACACUGUCGUGCCACUGCCAGGUGCGCUGGUGCUGCCACGUGGAAUGCCAGACCUGCGUGAGGGAGGAGGAAGUCUACACCUGCAAGAAACACUGAGACCCGCAUUCAGCCACAUGGUCAUGGGGGGGGAAGUAGGGCCAGUGAGAAGAGCAGCAGAAGUGAUGGGAUGCAGGGCUGUAUGAUCUGAGGAAAUGUGCCGUGAUGUUUAGUAUGACUCACUGUCUCUCCUCCCUUAUGGCACCAAUAAGCAUACAUAUCCAUACAGUUCAUACCAUAUGUAUACCAGUCAUCUGUUUGCCAGUGAAUUGGUGCAAACAGGAAGCAGGAAUACCUCAAUGCAAACCACACCAAAGACUAUCCCUAAAGGGAGAACUAAAGACGAAACGUCAAGUCUUAACCUUCUCCGUGCAGCGUUCCAUAUAAACUGAAUGAGGGAUUCACAGUACAUGAUUGUGAGCGCUGUCAGAAGGGUUUGGCCACGUGUCCCAUCAGCAUGGACAGGCCUGUCACCCUGUGUGCUGAUAGGAAUGAGAUCUAAACAGGGUGUGGAGAACCACCAUCUAUGGGUGCUACGUGUGAAACGGAUACUGAAGUCUGGAGGAUGGACUUUUGGUUGUGUUUGGGACCUGAGGUCACCAGUUAUUGAGGGUAACACCGACUGAGUGUGUCCAACCUUCGGCGACCAUUUUCUCUAUUGUGCCAAUUGGUGCCUGCACCUUCCCUGUGCCACCAUCUUUGCUGCUGGUUUGCUGCCUGUGUUCUCGUCUCAGAAAUCUCUACGAUUGUGUAGAAACUUAAUGUGGGUUCUUAUACCUGCUUUCUGCUGUACGAAGAAGCAAGUGUGUCCUGGUGUAAAUACUGGAAUAAUAAUUAGCACUUAUUUCCCAGCUGUGUACUUAGAUUUUCAUAUACAAUUACCAGGUUGAACAUUGUGUUCAGAGGAUGUCUGAUCCACCAGUUGAUUAUGGAUCUUGCUGAUUUAUUGUCUUGAAAAUUUGGUUACUCUUUUACCACCUGUUAUGUUCAACUGUGUUUUCUGCCUCAUUGUAUGUUGUACUUGACCACUUCCCCGAGAUUACUUUUGUGGUUAGGUUUUGCUCUGUGUUAUCCAGAGUAUAUGUAAUGCCAGUUAACAGUUUUCCAUGCCUUAAUAUGUUUUAAUUUGAAAUAAGUAAUUUUUCUUGGAGUAAUUAUUACCCAGGGCUGAUGUUUAGACAAUCAAAAUAUAGUCAGUUCUCCAUAAAUCUCCAGGGGGUUCUGCAUCCAAUCUCCCAUGGAUACCAGAACCCACAGAUGCUCAAAUCCCUUGUGUGAAAUGACAUAGUAUUUGUAUAUAACCUCCGUACAUCCUCCUAUAGGGUGACAUGUCAUGGGGGACACUUGGAGCUAGGACAGGAUUUGUAAACUAACAUUUCAAUCAAAAGGACCUGGAUUUCACUUAAGCACUGAGUUCUUGCUGUGUGCUGAUUGGUCAGUCUCCUAUAAUCAUGCAUGUGCCACUAAUGUUAAUGUGAAACAGCUGGAUGAGUCUCUCAAUCAAGGAAACAAACCAGUCAAAGCACAAGAACUGAACUAUUCAGCCCAGCAUAGGAGCCUUUCACUUUCAGAGCAGUUUGUAAAACAUGAAGCAGCUCGGAGUGUCAUUGCUGACAUGGAUUACCUGGUCACCCUAUCGUGCUGUAUACUUUAAAUCGGGAUUCCCAAAUCCUGGUCCUGGAGGGCCAGUUUGCAACACAGUUUACAAAAAAGGGACACAAUCGUUGUAAAACAAACAGUACAAGUGUUAUGAAGGGAUAUUUCAUUCUUUGUGCAUUAUUAAGUUUUUUUAAAAAGAGCUAUUCCGCUUUUAAACUUUUGUUUGAAUGUCUUCCAUGUCACUGAAAUCAAGAGGAAUUUAUUUCGCCGUUAGCAUCAGAUGUUGCCACCCCAGUACCUCAUUUAAAGCUCCACUUUGUGUCUCUCCUUCUGCCUUUGAAGUUACUGGUUUCCCACUGUUUUCCCCUCAUUAACAAUUAAGUGAAAUUGCAGUGUUUAUCCUCUGGACCCCUUCGUUUUUCCACGAUGGAGGGUGAAACGUGCAAGUGGUGUCCCAACUUGCUUUCCUAGUGAAUCCUUUUUCUUUUUUUUAAAUAUAAUUUCCUAGUUACUGUUAUUGUUUGCUUGCGCUAAGAAGAAAAUAAUUUCAUGCCCAUGGGCAAUCCCCCGACCCCCCCCCCCCCCCCCCCC
This is a messenger RNA of Brienomyrus brachyistius, 3262 nucleotides long. It is a transcript of the gene wnt9b, whose product is annotated as wingless-type MMTV integration site family, member 9B. Gene Ontology annotation, biological process: cell fate commitment; multicellular organism development; canonical Wnt signaling pathway. The record is from RefSeq and is a predicted model, not a curated record. Bases 74 to 1132 code for a protein of 352 amino acids. The transcript has 4 exons. Gene Ontology annotation, molecular function: frizzled binding; cytokine activity. NCBI's taxonomy places the organism in Eukaryota, Metazoa, Chordata, Actinopteri, Osteoglossiformes, Mormyridae. Gene Ontology annotation, cellular component: extracellular region.